GAUUUAAUAAUUUCACGUCACACCCUUGUGUCAUCGAUUGAAAAAUUUCCAGUGGAAGAACCGCAAAACCCCAAAAAACCAAAAUGGUGCUCUCAAUGGACAGAUGGAGGGGCAAGGUGGCGGUGGUGACGGGCGCCAGUGCCGGAAUCGGUGCCGCCAUCUCCCAGAAACUGGUCCACGAAGGUUUGCAGGUGGUAGGUUUGGACCGACGUCACGAGACGGUCAAGGAGCUGUCCAAGAAGCUGAUCAAGGAGGGUGCCAGAGGGAAGUUGUACGUUUACAAGGCGGACGUGACGCAGGAGGAGGAACUUUUGCGGGCGUUCAAGUGGAUCAAAGAGAAUUUGGGGACGAUACACAUACUCAUCAACAACGCAGGCGUCAUUCAGAUCACCAAUUUAAUCGAAGGCAACACGGAGAAGUGGAGGAAAGUGUUCGACACGAACGUGUUAGGUCUUUGUGUUGCUACAAGGGAGGCGGUGAGGAGUAUGAGAGAGAACAAAGUGGAUGGACACAUAAUCCACAUUAACAGCGUGGCUGGCCACAAGGUUCCCAAUUAUCCCAACAUUAAUGUUUACGCUGCCUCCAAAUAUGCCGUCACCGCCUUGACUGAGACUCUUCGUCAGGAACUUAACGCUUACAAAACUAAGAUCAAAGUUACCAGUAUUAGCCCAGGUGCAGUUGAGACUGAAGUAAUACAGAUGAAAAGUGGCAAACUGGACUCAAAAAUCCUCGAUGCCUUGAAGUCCAUGCCUUUGCUCAAGACUGAAGACGUCGCUGAGUCAGUCCUCUAUGUUCUAUCCACCCCUCCCCAUGUCCAAGUGCACGAACUCAUCAUCAAACCCGUAAACGAACAAUUUUGAACCGUGACAAAGUUUCAGUCAAGUGCUUGUACUAAAGUAAACGAUACCAAUAAAAUGAAUGACACUGUA
Aethina tumida (small hive beetle) is the source of this 929-nucleotide messenger RNA. Its product is annotated as farnesol dehydrogenase. Gene Ontology annotation, molecular function: oxidoreductase activity. Lineage: Eukaryota; Metazoa; Arthropoda; Insecta; Coleoptera; Nitidulidae. The record is from RefSeq and is a predicted model, not a curated record. The transcript has 4 exons. The coding region runs from base 84 to 860 and encodes 258 amino acids.